CGCAAGCUCUCUUUUGCAAAAAAAAAAUGCAAGAAAGCGGUAAAGCGUCUCACCUGGCUUCGCACCCACACAAUGACACGCAAGAAGACGCAAAGCCUCGCACACGUACCCCCUGCACAAUCGCGCGAUCCGCUCUCGCAAAACACACUCACCGCGUUUAUUAAUAUGCGAUGCUCGCGUUCAGAUACUACAGCAUACACACACACGCAUGCACACCUGCCUCUACACACCCACGCAGACACACGCACACACACACACACCCUGCGGAGCCAGACGGCGCGCGUGACGGGCGCACUGCACAUUCUCUCAUCGGUCAGUCCAGUUCUCACUCAAUCAGUAGCGCGGCAGCAGGCGUGCCGCUCGAGACGCGUGCCGGAGCAGGAAGGCGUCUCCCGAAGCCUGUAGGGCAACCUGCCACCGGUGCCACGACACCUGGAGGGAAAACGAUAGCAGCGACAUCGAGAGCGGCUGCAGCCUGUAAAAGCACCACAGAGAGAUCAGGAUACCGCGACAGCAGGACCGCCGAGCCCAUUGUCAUCUUUGUGACGGCUAGAGUUCGCCGAGAAACUUUUAACAAAGAGCAGAUGUGAUGCCUCUGCUGCCAUCUUGCAAUGUGAUCGACAGUCAUUGAUGCCACCUUCUCCUUGAGGAGGUGCAGUUUAAUGCAACAACAAUGGAACUCUUCCCAGAACUUUACCACCCCAUAACAAACUCUCCCUGGCUAUAUAAUGCCCACGGUGGAGCUGACCACAGUCCCAAUUCCACAAGUGAUUACUAUCCAUUUGGCAAUGAAACCUUCCUAAAUGCAACCGAGAUACCCUUUUCCAGCUCAAGUCUUAGCAUAAGCAGGAUAUUGCUACCCAUGAUCUAUUUUACCGUAUGCAUCAUUGGUUUAGGAGGCAACACUCUUGUCAUUCACAUCAUUUUGCGCUACUCUAAGACCGAAUCGGUCACUAACAUCUACAUCCUCAAUUUGGCAAUUGCAGAUGAGCUCUUCAUGCUUGGACUCCCAUUUCUGGCUGUGCAGAAUGCCCUGUCCUCUUGGCCCUUUGGUUCCCUCAUGUGCCGCCUCGUUAUGACAGUUGAUGGAAUUAACCAGUUCACUAGCAUAUUUUGCCUGACCGUGAUGAGCAUCGACAGGUUUUUAGCUGUCGUCCAUCCCAUUCGGUCCUCAAAGUGGAGAAAGCCUCAAGUUGCCAAAGCUGUGAAUUGCACAGUCUGGGCGGUGUCCUUCAUGGUGGUCCUACCUGUGGUGAUUUUUGCUGACGUCCCAGAGAAAGGGGGCAUCUGUAACAUAGACUGGCCGCCUCCGGCUAAUAUCUGGAGAGCAGCUUUCAUCAUCUACACGUCCACCUUGGGCUUUUUUGGGCCACUUUUGGUCAUCUGCCUGUGUUACUUGUUGAUAGUUUUCAAAAUCAGAAGCUCAGGCAAGAAGGUGCGGGCCACUUCUACCAAGCGUAAGAAGUCGGAGAGGAAGGUGACUAGGAUGGUGGUGAUUGUGGUGGCUGUUUUUGUUUUCUGCUGGUUGCCUUUUUAUGCCCUUAACAUCAUUAACCUUGUGGUAGCUUUACCUGGAGAACCUGAAGGACUCUACUUUUUUGUGGUGGUCUUAUCCUACGCUAACAGCUGCGCUAACCCCAUCGUCUACGGUUUCCUCUCAGAUAACUUCAAAAGGGGGUUCCGCAGAGCACUCUGCCGGUCGUCCCGCAAGGUUGAAAAUCAAGAACUCGCUCAUCAGCAACACCAGUUGCAUCUGAAUCCAGAGGCAACACUUGAGACUCAAGUGCAUGAUGGCAUGGAUGAAGGGGAGGCAACGGAAAUGUGUAAAAUUAUCCCCGUUGCCCAGAACGGCAAUGGAAAUAGGGCAGAAGGCUUGUUACGCCAUCACCACCCAGGCAGUCCAGGAGUGUCUGGAUUGGCCUUGGUCUCAGGAGCAGUGACAUCUCUGGAUUCUAAAAGCCAGUGGAUUCCAGGAGAGAGCAAUGGAAAAGUGCCAGCAGUGUCUGGAACAACAGGGACUCCAUCUUCUGGAGCUGCAAUAGCUGCACCAGUUCUUCUUAAUGGAAGUAAGAAUGGAAGUGCCAUACCCUUGUUAGAGGACCUCCCAGCAGGAGAAAAGAAUACUCUUCUGGAAAUUAGUUACUUGUAAAAAUCACAAUACAUCCAGUAUCAUUUGGACAGAAGUCAAUAGUAUAGUACCAGCAAAAUCGCAGUUGCAGAAAUUGCAGAUCCUGUCACAGGUGUAUGGCAGCAAUGGACAGAAGCUUCAGCUUACCCUGUGUAAAAAUGCGUGAUAUCUGAGGUGA
Molecule: messenger RNA, 2306 nt
Organism: Erpetoichthys calabaricus (reedfish)
Lineage: Eukaryota; Metazoa; Chordata; Cladistia; Polypteriformes; Polypteridae
Gene: sstr3a
Product: somatostatin receptor 3
Exons: 2
Coding region: 674-2149 (491 amino acids)
Biological process (GO): neuropeptide signaling pathway
Cellular component (GO): membrane; neuron projection
Molecular function (GO): neuropeptide binding; somatostatin receptor activity
Source: RefSeq, a predicted model, not a curated record